UUGCUUCAUAUUUAAGGAAGAUUAGUCACUUUUCUAGAACACUGAAUAUUGUUUUAAAAUUUUGAACUCAUCAUUCUGCCCCUCCAAGUCAGAGUUGGCAGCUAUUUGUAUUUGUUACUUCUCUUGAGCAUCUCCUGGGAAUUUAUCAUGCAUCAUUAUAGCCAUCGUUUCACAUCAACUGUCAUGGCCAGCUGGGAUCCAACUAUGUCCCUCACUCUUGGCCACCCAACACUUGUUCUGCUUGAAAAAUGCAGAACAAGGCAUCACUUCAAACAAAUCUUGGCUCAAAUGAUGAGAAACCAUCUUAUCACUGUAAGAUUUCCCAUGAGUAGGCUUCUCUUUUUUUCUGCUAUCUCCCAUCCUGAAAAUCUAGACAUGGCAAUCAUCCUUUUCAAUCACUAUACUCCUCGGUCCAAUCUCUAUAUCUACAACAUCAUGAUCUCUGCUUUGCCCACAUCAAACAAGUCAUUUGAACUUUACAACUCCAUGCUCCGAUCUGACAUUUAUCCAGAUAAACACACUCUUCUCUAUCUACUCAAGGCCUCUAAAUGUUUAUCAGAGGGGAAGCAAAUCCAUGGUCAUGCCAUUGUUACUGGCUUCUCAUCCUACACUUAUUUGCAGAAYUCCCUCAUCAAAAUGUAUUGCGAGUAUAGACAAAUGAGUCUUGCACAUCAGGUGUUUGAACGAAUGUCCAGUCAAGACACUGUCUCAUACAAUAUCAUGAUUUCUGGAUAUGCAAGGAAUGGACAUGCCUUAGAAGGACUAAAGCUAUUCUCUGAGAUGAUUGGUUCUGGCCUUGAUCCAGAUGAGUUUACUAUGGUUGGUCUCCUAAUGUCUUGUGGGAAUUUGAGAAAUUCAUGGUUGGGGAAGGCAGUUCAUGCAUGGAUUGAACGGAGAAAGGAGGUCAGUCAUUGGAAUUUAAUCUUGGGUAAUGCUCUUUUGGAUAUGUAUGUAAAAUGUGAAGAGUUGGAUCUUGCUCGUAGGAUUUUUGAUGCAUUUGUUGAGAGGGAUACUAUUUCAUGGAAUACCCUAAUWKCUGGAAGCUCCAAGGUUGGAGAAUUGGAACUUGCUUGCACUUAUUUUGAUGUUAUGCCUAACAGAGACCUUGUUUCUUGGAAUUCUCUGAUUUCUGGUUUUGUACAGAAGGGAAACUACCCUGCUGUGAUGAAUUUAUUCAAGGGCAUGCUUUCUGAAGAAGUAAGGCCUGACAAAGUCACUAUUGUCAACUUGGUUUCUGCCUUUGCAGAAGUAGGGGCUCUGGAUCAAGGGAGAUGGAUACAUGGGUGGGCACUUAGAGCACACAUGGAACUAGAUGAAUUUUUGGGUUCAGCACUGAUAGACAUGUAUUGGAAGUGUGGGAGCAUUGAGAAAGCUUUUCUUGUUUUCAAGGGAAUCAGUGAAAAGGAUGUUGCCAUAUGGACAGCAAUGAUUGCUGGGUUUGCAUUCCAUGGUUAUGGAAAUAAAGCUUUGGAAUUGUUCUGGGAGAUGCAGGAAGAUCUCAUGCCAAAUCGGGUAACAUUUGUUGCUGUUCUUGCCGCUUGUAGUCACUGUGGAAUGGUGGGCGAGGGGCUUGCAAUCUUCAACAGUAUGGAAAAAAAUUAUGGUAUACAACCGGGAGUUGAACACUAUGGGUGUCUGGUGGAUCUUCUAGGAAGAGCUGGGAGGCUGAGUGAAGCAAAAUCUGUGAUAGAAAAUAUGCCAAUGGAGCCUAGUAGAUCCAUUUGGGGGGCAAUGCUGAGUGCUUGUAGAGCUCAUGGAAACUUAGAGCUUGCAGAAAUGGCAUUGACAGAACUUCUGAAACUAGAGCCAGAGAGAGAGGGUGGUUAUGUUCUAUUAUCCAAUAUAUAUGCAGCUUGUGGGAGGUGGAGUUAUUCAGAUAAGAUUAGAGAGAUCAUGGAAAGCCGAGGAGUGAAGAAGACAGCUGGUUGCAGUAGUUUGGUUGUUGAUGGAGUUGUUUCUGAGUUUGUAGCUGCAGAUAAAUGGCACCCAAGGUGGUCAGAGAUCCAGUUCACUUUGACCUGCUUAUAUAGAGAAAUGAAGCCAGAGGCCAAUAUUUCUUCAGGCUUCCUGGAACAACAGAUGCACGUAGACUGAUGUUUGAACUUUGAACUAUCUCACGUUCAACAUGGUUUAUCAGAGCCUGUAUGAUUUUAGUCCACAGUUGCUAUGAUGUUUUAUGCAUUCCACCUAAGAGAUGUACUUUCAUCCCAAACAGCUUAUCUCCAUUCAGCUUUAGUACAAUGUUUCAAAGUAGAACAAAACUCCAUAUUAACAGCAUUUUUUGUUCAUCCCUUCAAUCAACAGCGUUCCAAUUGCCUAAUUUUUGUGGCUUUGCAAGAAUUCUGUCAUUUAGGAGGUGCUUUCCAACAUCAGCUGAUUUCUUUGUUCUGAUCAGAUAACUGAGCCCAUCAAAUGGUUUGUACAGGACAUUAUCUCUUAAAGCUAAUGCACAGGAAACACAUUCUUGGU
This is a messenger RNA of Nelumbo nucifera (sacred lotus), 2469 nucleotides long. Its product is annotated as Tetratricopeptide repeat (TPR)-like superfamily protein. Gene Ontology annotation, biological process: RNA modification. The record is from RefSeq and is a predicted model, not a curated record. Gene Ontology annotation, molecular function: RNA binding; protein binding. NCBI's taxonomy places the organism in Eukaryota, Viridiplantae, Streptophyta, Magnoliopsida, Proteales, Nelumbonaceae.